CGCCGGAAGUGACGACACUCCUGGCGCGCGCCGGGCGCUGUUUCUUCCUCAGGCUCCGGGACAGGCGGCGGCGCAGGGUGUUUUAACUCAAAUGGGUGAUGAAAAGGACUCUUGGAAAGUGAAAACUUUAGAUGAAAUUCUUCAAGAAAAGAAAAGACGGAAGGAACAAGAGGAGAAAGCAGAGAUAAAACGCUUAAAAAAUUCUGAUGACCGGGAUUCCAAGCGGGAUUCCCUUGAGGAAGGGGAGCUGAGGGACCAUCGCAUGGAGAUAACAAUAAGGAACUCACCGUACCGAAGAGAGGACUCCAUGGAAGACAGGGGUGAGGAAGAUGAUUCUUUGGCUAUCAAACCACCCCAGCAAAUGUCUCGGAAAGAAAAAGCCCAUCACAGGAAAGACGAAAAGAGAAAAGAGAAACGUAGGCAUCGCAGCCACUCAGCAGAAGGGGGUAAGCACGCUAGAGUGAAAGAAAAAGAAAGAGAGCAUGAACGUCGGAAACGACAUCGAGAGGAGCAGGAUAAAGCUCGUCGAGAAUGGGAAAGACAAAAGAGGAGGGAAAUGGCAAGAGAACAUUCCCGGAGAGAAAGAGACCGUCUGGAGCAGCUGGAGAGGAAGCGGGAGCGGGAACGCAAGAUGCGGGAGCAGCAGAAGGAGCAGCGGGAGCAGAAGGAGCGGGAGCGGCGAGCGGAGGAGCGGCGCAAGGGGCGCGAGGCCCGGCGCGGAGGUGCGGGCGGGUGGCCUGGCACCCCCGGGCUGCCUGUGCCAGGAGCCGCCGGGAGUUCCCUUCCUGCUGUGCCCAAGGGCCGCACUGACCACCGGGGCCUCGUCCCUGAGCGCCACGUUGUUGACCGUUCGUGCCCACGGGGUGGCACUCCCUACGGGACAGUGCUGACCAAGGACCAUCCUUGGAGGAAGGGCAACGGCAGCUGCGUGGCCUCCCGGGGCAGCGAGGCCGAUGGCCGGGUGCGACCCCUGGCCGGCAGCGUCCCUUCAGGGAGGCUCGGGCGCACAGCGGCCCCAAGACUUCAGUGCCCCCUGCCCGGGGCACAGCCCACGCAUGACACCUGGGCAGCUGCCUCGCCCACCCAGUGUGCCCCUCGGAGCGGUUUGCCCUUCCAAGUUCCAGAGUCACGAUUCGACCGAGACUCCGGAGAAAGCGAAGAAGGAGAGGAGGAAGCGGGCGAGGGCACCCCGCAGAGCAGUGCCCUGACCGAGGGUGACUGUGUGCCCGACUCCCCGGCCUUGUCGCCUAUCGAGCUCAAACAGGAGCUGCCCAAGUACCUGCCCGCCCUGCAGGGAUGCCGGAGCGUGGAGGAGUUCCAGUGCCUCAACAGGAUUGAGGAAGGCACCUACGGGGUGGUGUACAGAGCGAAGGACAAGAAGACAGACGAGAUUGUGGCUCUGAAGCGGCUGAAAAUGGAGAAGGAGAAGGAGGGCUUCCCAAUUACGUCGCUAAGGGAGAUCAACACCAUCCUGAAGGCCCAGCACCCCAACAUAGUCACCGUCAGAGAAAUAGUUGUGGGCAGCAACAUGGACAAGAUCUACAUUGUGAUGAACUAUGUGGAGCACGACCUCAAGAGCCUGAUGGAGACCAUGAAGCAGCCUUUCCUGCCAGGGGAGGUGAAGACGCUGAUGGUCCAGCUGCUGCGUGGCGUGAAGCACCUGCACGACAACUGGAUCCUGCACCGUGACCUCAAGACAUCCAACCUGCUGCUGAGCCAUGCUGGCAUCCUCAAGGUGGGGGACUUUGGGCUGGCACGGGAGUACGGGUCCCCCUUGAAGGCCUACACCCCAGUGGUCGUGACCCUGUGGUACCGUGCCCCCGAGCUGCUGCUGGGCGCCAAGGAGUACUCCACGGCCGUGGACAUGUGGUCAGUGGGCUGCAUUUUUGGGGAGCUGUUGACUCAGAAGCCACUGUUUCCUGGGAAGUCGGAAAUCGAUCAGAUCAACAAAGUAUUUAAGGACCUGGGGACCCCCAGUGAGAAAAUCUGGCCUGGCUACAAUGACCUGCCUGCAGUCAAGAAGAUGACUUUCACGGAAUACCCCUAUAACAACCUCCGCAAGCGCUUUGGGGCCCUGCUCUCGGACCAGGGCUUUGAUCUCAUGAACAAGUUCCUAACCUACUUCCCUGGGCGGAGGGUCAGCGCAGAGGACGGCCUCAAGCACGAAUAUUUCCGCGAGACCCCCCUCCCGAUCGACCCCUCCAUGUUCCCCACGUGGCCCGCCAAGAGCGAGCAGCAAAGGGUGAAGCGCGGCACCAGCCCUCGGCCCCCUGAGGGAGGCCUGGGCUACAGCCAGCUGGGUGACGAUGACUUGAAGGACACAGGCUUCCACCUCACCACCACAAACCAGGGGGCCUCAGCUGCAGGCCCUGGCUUCAGCCUCAAAUUCUGAGGUUCAGGGUGGACCCCAGCCCGACCCUUGGGAGCUCCGACAGACAAGGCUUAGCCGGGACCGGGGGCAGUUACUGGAAGAGGUGUCUCGGUCCAGACCCAGGACUCCCUGACGGGAUGCAGCCACUGUGGGUCAUGACCUCAAGUCUCGGACUGUUGAUUUUUCCACAUUUCGUUUUUAUUUUUAAUUGUAAAUUUGUAGAAUUAAAUCACAUUUUCCUUGUGGAA
Manis javanica (Malayan pangolin) is the source of this 2619-nucleotide messenger RNA. The record is from RefSeq and is a predicted model, not a curated record. Lineage: Eukaryota; Metazoa; Chordata; Mammalia; Pholidota; Manidae.